Molecule: messenger RNA, 2430 nt
Organism: Besnoitia besnoiti
Lineage: Eukaryota; Apicomplexa; Conoidasida; Eucoccidiorida; Sarcocystidae
Product: putative sulfite oxidase
Exons: 8
Coding region: 1-2430 (809 amino acids)
Cellular component (GO): mitochondrion
Molecular function (GO): heme binding; molybdenum ion binding; oxidoreductase activity
Source: RefSeq, a predicted model, not a curated record
AUGUCAGCGCGCACGGGCACAGCUUCAGUUUGCCCUGCUAGUUCCUCCUUUUUGGCUCGUCCGCUCGCGAAAAACAGACCCGAGGAAGACUUGCUGUUGCAGAUCCGGCUCAGCGAAGUCAGAGGGACAGGAGAGAGCGGUAAGCGAAGGAAAAUAUUCAAGGAGCUCUCCCCAGAGGAGGGCUUCCCCCUUUCCUUCUGGCCAUUCUCCGUCGCUGUGCUCCUUCUUGCGGCUCCUGCCUACGCGUCGUCGCGUUCGCCCCCAUCCCGUUCUCUCUCCCCACAUCGCGCGUCCUUUCGAGAUCAUCACGCCGCAAAGAACGGCUCUUACCUGCCUUGGCUGUGGCGGUUUCGUCGGCUAGCCGUCUCCCGUUGCAAGAGCCUUGACCUGGAUUCGGUCACUCCACCUCGCGUCGCUGUGCCGUCUCCUUCUUCCGCCCCUUCUCUUUUCUCCUCGUCAUCAGCUCUCUCCUCCCCCCUUUCUGCCGCUUCUGCUUUGUCGCCUUCUGAUUCCCCUACCACGGGAUCAUCUGAUGCGUCUGCAGCGCCUUCGUCCUCAUCUCUUCCUGCAUCACCUUCGUCAGCGCCGUCGUCUGUUUCGUCGUCUUCUUCCUCUGCUUCGCCUUCUGUCUCCUCUGUGCCUCCACUGCCAGCUUCCGCUCCGCCUCCGUCCUCGCCUGCCUUUCCGCAAGCGGGGAGCGUGCGCGAGGGCCUGCCGUUUUACAAAACCUCAGAUUUGCGGCAACACGGGACGGAGGGCGCGGGGCAUCGCCUCUGGGUUGCUUAUCGCCAUGGCGUCUACGACGUCACUGAUUUCAUUGAGAAACAUCCCGGAGGGCGAGAACGUCUGCUGCUCGCUGUGGGCAGAGAGCUGGAUCCAUUUUGGCUGGUGUAUGGACAGCACAACUUGGCUGCGGUUCACGAGCUCCUCGAGUCGAUGCGCAUCGGCAACUACGAAAAGGAAGGAAUUGAGUUGGACCGAGAUUCGCCCAUAGGCGACGCCUACGCCAACGAACCGUCGCGCCAUCCUGCGCUAACUGUACGAAGCGAAAGACCUUUUAACGCAGAGACGCCUCUUCCCCUGUUGACGGACGAUUUCUACACACCAAACGACUUGUUCUUCGUUAGAAACCACUUGCCUGUACCCAAGGUUGAACCGGAAUCCUACGAGGUCGAGAUCGAGAUUGAAUUCCCCAAUGGAGAGAGGAAGCACCUGGCGUCGCUCACACUCCCCGAGCUGAAGACCAACUUCUAUCCGCACUACGUACCCUGUGCCAUUCAGUGUGCAGGAAAUCGUAGAGAUGAUUUUAACCUGAAAACUCCCAAGCAAGUCAAAGGGCUGGAGUGGCAAGGAGGCGCAAUUGGAAAUGCUCUAUGGACAGGCUGUCUGCUCGCAGACGUUUUACGGCACUGCGGCAUCGACGAAAAGAAGGCCAGAAAACUGGGGAUUCGUCACGUCCAUUUUGAAGGCCACGACUGCGACCCUCUAACGGGGACGCGCUACGCAGCUUCCAUUCCCGUCCAUCGCGCAAUCUUAGGCCGGACGCUGGAGGGGCUAAGCGCGCGAGACGCAACCGCGAAGGAGCCCUUCUCGUCGGCGACAAGCUUCGGCAGUCGCGACGUGCUUCUCGCCUACGAAAUGAAUGGCAAGGACCUCCCGGUGGACCACGGCGCCCCGGUCCGCGUGAUCGUGCCAGGCGCUGUCGGCGCGAGGUCUGUAAAGUGGCUGAAGAAAAUUACCCUCAGCCCCCGUGAGAGCGAUUCGCAUUGGCAGCAACAAGACUACAAGAUCAUGUCUCCGAACGAUACCCCUUCGAGCACUGAAGAGUGGCGAUCUAAACCUUCGAUUCUAGAUCUUCCAAUUCAGUCGGCAAUCUGCCUUCCAACGCCACACUCGAUCCUUCCCCCGGGUGCUGACGAGGUCGACCUCAAGGGCUACGCUUGGUGCGGCGGCGGAACGCGCGUCGUCCGCGUGGACGUUUCACUUGACGGCGGCAAGACGUGGGUGACGGCAGAUCUCCAGCUCCGCCCGGAUGAAGAGGAAGAAGAAGAUAGCGACGACGCGCGCAAAACGGAGACGCCAGCGCGAGACGAACCAGAGCCUGACAAAGCUUGGUCCUGGGUUCUUUGGACAGCCACGCUUCCACUUCCCUCCUCCAGUGUUCUGGCCGCCUUAGCAGGCUCUUCCUCCUCUGCCUGCUCGCAGCCGAAUUCAAGGAGCACUGAAGAACGCCGAGAGAAGCUGAAAAACGGCUUGAUCCCUCUGCAGCUGCUGUGUCGCGCUGUGGACGCUAAGAGCAACUCGCAGCCCGAAACGUGUGGGCCGCUGUGGAACUCUCGAGGGUGUCUCAACAACUCUUGGCACGCGGUGACUGUCUAUGUGUCGCCCCCGGGGGGGAUCCCGGCGGCGAAAGAGGAACAGAAAAUGUGA